UAAUUUUCAUAGGUCAACGCCGGGUGGUUAUAAACUCUGUCGCCCACUUCAGUACGAUUGAUCGAUCCAUCUCCUUCUUCCUUGCAUACGUUCAUUACACACUUCCAUAAACAGAAAUCAAGAGAUCGUCCUCUUCUUUUGGCUUUGAGAAAAAUAAAGCAGAAAGCAAAUAGAAAAGAUGGCCGUCCCGGAUGCGGCCGUGAGUUUUCUGCUGGAAAAUGUGGGUCAACUCCUGAGUUACAACCGUCAUCUGAUUGCCGAUGUGAAGGAAAACAUUGAGAAACUGGAAGCAGAUUUGAAGGUUCUGAAGAUCCUGAUGGUGGAUUUCUCAAACUACACUGACAACGACAGUGAACUCCUCAAGCAAACAAUGAAGGAUAUCAAAUCAACACUUUGGAAAGCUGAGGAUGCCAUUGACAACUAUAUAGUUCAGGCUGACCUCCGAACAUCCAGGCCUGGAUUCUCCGGGGCUUGUCACGGCGUGACGGAUUUCGCUGUGGUGCUUGGAGAAGUUGGGAGGGAGAUUGAAGUAAUCUGUAAGAAAGUUGAGGAGCUCAGAGCUCAAAGAGUCUGGAGUGGCUUUGAAGCCAUCUCUAGUAACUUCAAUAAAACUGCAGAAUCUAGUGAGGCACACAAAGUGGAGGAAGAACAACUGAUCAUUGGGUUUGAUGGGGCAGCCGAAUACUUGGUGGACUGCCUGGUUAAAGGACCAAAGCAACUUGAAGUUAUCUCAAUAGUUGGAAUGUGUGGAUUGGGGAAAACUACACUGGCUAAAAGGGUUUUCAAGGAUCCUCAUGUUACAUAUGAGUUUAUGGAUAAGGUCUUUAUUUAUGUUUCACGAGAUUACGAUAAGAAAAAAGUGAUGCUCGAAAUUUUGGCUUCUUUCGCUGAGAUCAAUGAUGAAGUUAGUAACUUGGACGAAGAAAGGCUAGAAAAUUACCUUAGACAACAAUUGGAAGGAAGAACUUAUCUGGUGAUAUUAGAUGAUGUUUGGGAGAAAAAUGAUUGGGAUAGAUUCAAAUUUGCUUUUCCUAACAACAAUAAGCGGUGUAGAGUUCUCAUGACUACCCGCAAUGCAGAGGUGGCAAUGUAUGCACAUCCAAAUAAUCCAAACUAUUGGUAUAAGUUGGACUUUUUAAGUUUGGAUCACAGCCAAGAAUUACUCAGGUUGAAGAUUUUCCAAAAAAAUGAAUGCCCUCCGAAAUUUGCAGAGUAUGUAAUGAAAAUAGCUAGUAAAUGUUAUGGUUUACCGUUGGCCUUGGUGUUAAAUGCAGAAAUGCUUAUGAACCAUCCUGAAAAUAUUGAUUGGUGGAGGGAAGUUUUCAACAACCUGAGCGAUUACAAGGCCAGGGAUAUAACACAAGUCACCAAGCUGAUAUACUUCUCGUACAAGCAAUUACCGAACCACUUGAAACGGUGUUUUCUCUAUCUUGGUUUAUUCCGUAAAGACUUUGAGAUUCCUGUUUGGAAACUAGUGCGGCUGUGGAUUUCCGAAGGACUCAUACAACAGGAAGGCAAUCUUGACAUGGAGGUUGUAGCAGAGAAAUACCUGGAAGAGCUUGUUUUUAGAAGCUUGGUAAUGGUGGGACGACGGAGGUCCAAUGGCAAGAUGAAAACUUGCCUCCUGCAUGGCACACUUCGUGGAUUUUGCCACCGAGAGGCUGUAGAAGAGAACUUUUUCCAAGAAAUUACAAUGGAUAACCUGUCAUCCUUUGGGCUUGGAAACCUGGAUCAAUACCGUCGUCUUUGCAUCAACGAUGUCAAUGUGUCGCAUUUUCUUUCUGUCGCAACUGCAGGCAAGUGUGUCCGGUCUUUCCUUACUUGUCCUCGAGAAGAUAUGGCAGUCGAAUUGAAACUUGUUAGAUCCAUUUCAAAGGCUUCCAAGCUUCUCAGGGUGUUGGAGGUUCAAUCACUUAUUUUCCCUCGUUUCCCCCCUGAAUUCUAUGGUCUUGUUCUUUUGAAGUACAUAUCCAUAAACUUCAGAAACGGGAUCAUCCCUCAAGCAUUUUCUAAGCUUUGGAAUCUGCAAACUCUUAUAGUAAAAACUAGUUCCCCUACUCUUGAAAUCCAAGCAGACAUUUGGAAGAUGCCGCAUUUCAGACAUUUACACACCAAUAGAGCAACCAGUUUUCCAUGCCCUAAUGCAAAUAGCCAACUGGAAGGUAAGGAGGGCGCUUUGUGGCCUAAAAAUGUCCAAACACUAUGUACCAUUUCGCCUGAAAGUUGCAAAAGAGAAGUUUUUAACCAGACUCCCAAGCUAAAGAAACUGGGCAUUUAUGGGUCAUUAUCCAAGUUGUUUGAGCUAGAUGGUGGAGCUAGUUUCUUCGCAUGUCUUAACAAAUUGGAGUCGCUCGAAAAUCUGAAGCUAUUGAAUAGUGACAUGAACUCCAGGCUCUAUAUUCUUCCUUUGAAGAAGAGCUUUCCCCCACAGUUAACAAGGCUCACUCUAUUAAAUACUCGACUAGAUUGGAUAGAGAUGUCUGUAUUGGGGGAGCUCGAUACUCUUGAGGUUCUCAAGUUAAAAGAGUUCUCAUUUCAAGGAAACAUGUGGGAAGCUGAAAAAGGAGGUUUUAAGCAUCUCAAACACCUGUACAUUGGAAGCACUGGUCUGGUGGUCUGGAAGGCUUCAGGGGAUCAUUUCCCCCAACUGAAAAGCCUUGAACUCAACGGCUGCGAGGAGCUUCAGGAACUUCCAUAUGGUUUGGCAGAUAUUCCAACCCUACAAUCGGUAGUCCUUCACCACACCAACAGCAGCGUGGCGUCCUCUGCCAGGAAACUGUUGAAACUCAAACUAUUACAAGCCAACAAAGGCGACCGGAACAUAAUUAAGCUUUCUGUUUUUCCUCCAGACCAUUGAGGUUCUUCCACCUAUCCCGUACAAUUUACAGUUUCCUGUGCAGGUUAGUGACGUUACGUUGUAUUUUAAGAUCUUCUUUAUGCCUCCUUAAACUAGGGAAUGCAAAUAAGUUAAACUAUAUGCCUGGCAAAAUUUGGUUUCUAAUGUUUUUUUCAUGCCCGUUUCUAGCUGUCAAUGUGGAGGAAUCAGGUCCAGACCAGUGAUGCUUCUGCUAAAGGAUUGAAAAGCAUUUGGCAUUAUUUCGGAACAAGGCGAACCCAAAUAUCUUGUAAGCUAGUAAUGACGAUGUGAGUCUAUGUCUUAGUUUUCUCUUUCUUUUGGAAGAAAUAAUUAGGAAGUCUACUUGUGGUUUGUCCUCCUUCCUAUUCCUAUACCUGAGUUUUUCUUGCAACAUGAUGAAUUCUGGCUUUGACUUGGCACUUCUCCAGGUUCUGUUUCCUAUCCUUCCCCAGUUUCAAUCAAUUUAAGACUGAACAUCUGUUUUUCUUUUUCUUGACAAGUUAAGAACAUCUGUUGUUUCUAUAGAAAGUUAAGAGUCCGUAUCCAGUGCACCCGGGUAUACCGUAUACCCCCACCAAACACACGCGUUACACGCGCUCAACAUUUUUCACCUUUACAUUAAAUGCUGGUUAUCCACCCAUUUCAUACUGGUUAUCCUAUGAUGUUAUCUUGCUUAUCC
Oldenlandia corymbosa var. corymbosa is the source of this 3536-nucleotide messenger RNA. NCBI's taxonomy places the organism in Eukaryota, Viridiplantae, Streptophyta, Magnoliopsida, Gentianales, Rubiaceae. The record is from the annotation of a GenBank genome assembly.